Messenger RNA from Schistosoma bovis, 3826 nucleotides. The record is from the annotation of a GenBank genome assembly. Lineage: Eukaryota; Metazoa; Platyhelminthes; Trematoda; Strigeidida; Schistosomatidae.
GGACUAUCAGAUAUCUUAAUAACUGAUAGACAAAUAAAUUCAUCUAGGCAACAAAAACAAAUGAACAAAAUGCUAAAAAUAUUUUUAUCGGUUUCUUAUUGGCUCUCGUGAAUUGGCCUUUGCAAGUGACCUUCAAAAACGUGGGCGAAAAUAAAACCACGCUUCUGUUCCUAUUCUAUGACAUAAUGCGUGUCUAAAAUAAUAAAAACACGAAACAAAUUCUCUCUAAAGUCUUGACUGCACAUUGUGGAUUAGCUUGUUGCAAAACAUAUGAUAAAUAUGGAUGCUUUUAUAGAAGCAUUUUUCGCUAUAGAUCAAGAUCGUUCAGAAACUAUCACAAUAGACGAAUUACAAGCAUACAUGGUGAGAAAUGAUAUGGAACCUGCUUUCGUAGCGAGAUGGCAAGAAUUAUUCGAUCCUCAAAAAACAGGCAUAAUUACACUUUCAAAAUUUUGUGAUGUAUUAGGAUUGGAACUGGAAACUUUACGAUUCAAAUAUGUUGAACAAGAAGAAUUAAAGGUGGCAACAGAUUUACAUUCUUCACUGGAAAAUGUACAUGAAUUUCGAAAGAAUGGUCAAACAAAUAAUCACGUAAAUAAUAUAAAUAAUGCAAACAAUGGAUUACCAAAUGAAUUAAUCAAGCCAGUUGAUUAUCAAGAGAUCUCUGGUGAUAUGCCAGAAGAAUUGAAAGAGACAAUCUUCACUAUAGUUACAGAAGGUGAAGACAUUUACCACAACAACGAUAAAGUAAGUUUGUUUUAUUAUUGUUACUAUUAGUACUGUUAUUUGUAAAGGUUUAUGAUUGAGACCAUGAACCGAUCAAUAUUAGACCACCACUGAAAACCUGGAAGCAUUGGACGACUAUUUCGUCCUAGUAUGUUGUUGAUAUUAAGAGCUGAAUUUUGAUUAGUCUCUGAAAGAGCAAACAGACUAAUUGAAAAGUUGUUUAAUUAAUACUUAUAUUUAAAAGUUAAGUAUAUUUUGAAUAAUUGCUAGAAGCGGAAUCAAGGCAGUGGGUUUCUUCUUUUUGGAGCAUAUAAUCUUGGUGUAGCUACAUCUUAACUCUAAUGUCCUCAUUACUUAAAACGUCAGAGGGUUUAUUUAGUGGACUAUUGAGUUACGAAAACCAUCAAGUUAUUUUAUGUGUGUGCUAUCAUUAGUUGUUUGUUAAGAACCUACUGAAGUUCAAUUUUUUAUUGUUUUUCCAUGGAUACUAAUUUCAUUACGUAUACUUUGUGUUUGUGUUCAUGACAGAAUAAUUCGUUUUUCUUGAGUGUUGCAUGUACUUUAAAAAAGUACCUAUUAUAUGUGGGUACAGAGAAGUAGCGUAUAUACUUAUCAAGUUAUUUGUGUGCUGAUUUGAAUGUAUCGGUAAAAAGUGUGACUGGAUGAAGAUUAUUCAAAGGGAACUAAAUGAAUGGUUUAAAUCCGUAAUAUAAUAGAUACGAAAAUACAGGAAAACUGAUCAACAAAACUUACUGUAUCUCAAAACGGACAUUAAUAUUCAAAAUAUUCAAGAUAAAAUUUCACAUUAUUGUAAGUCACUGGAAAUAUAAAUGACUGUAGGAAAAAUAUUGUUAAAAUUGCACAUUAGAAUCAUUUAAGGAAGUAAUCAGGAUUUUUUUUUACCAUCACACAAAAUCGGGUCAUACUCAAGCACGUUAUACAACGAUGUUUCGUGACUUAAUGUAAACCUCUUCUUCAGAGUAAAUAAAUAUUUAUUUAUUGGAGCGAAUACUUUCAGAACUCAUCUCUCUGUACUUCAUUUUCUACUCCUAAUUCUUCGUUUCCACUGAUAUUGUUUAAAUUUCUUUGAUUUUUAUAUUUUCACAUUAUUUUCACUUUGUUGAUGUAUUUUUUUAUAUUAAAUAAAUGAACUGACAAACACUUGUGUUAGGCUGUACAAUGUGCUUGACUGAUUAACUGUUUCGAUCAGAGCUUCACUAUAUCCAUUGCAUAAUGAAUCUUUAUGAAUUAAUAGACUAUGAAACUUAUUUACAUAAUUUAAAGGUUAUGGAAUAUUUAUAAAAUCGUUCUCUUCAAUUUCAGCUCAGUCUAUUUGAUGAAUUUAUAAGAAAUCAUUAUUUCGACAUUUUAAGGAGUAAGGAUUUAGUAAUCCACAAUAUUAAACUUUGUUAAUAUAGGACAGUAACUGACAUUUUUAAAAAUGGGUUUGUAGGUAGUGAUGAAUGACAAGCAUUCGUACACAUACAUAUUUUCAAUAUUCUUGCUUGAUUGAAUAAACUAGUAAUCAUGGAUACAUUGAAUUGGAUUCCCUAAUUGCGCAUCAGUAGUUUAAUUCACUACUGUCCAUACGAUUAAGUCCGUGCAUACAUUUUCUUAGUUUAAUACAAACUAUUUUUCACAUAGACGUUUAAAAUAACUUGAGUAGACAGGCUUUGUCAUAGUAUAUCAGUUCUUUACAUAAGAUAAUCUUCUUUUGAAGUCCUUCAACUGUCGAACUGUUUUUUAUGUACUGAUUAGUCUAUUUUUAUAAGUAAUUUACAUAUAAAUUCGUGACUGUAUAUAGAUUUGACAUUGCUGCACAAAUGCAUUCAUAUUAAGGACUAAUAGAAUUGCAUAAUUUUAGUUUGGUUUUCUAUUACAUGAGCAUUAAAUUUUCCUGCUUCCUUAUUCAGUGACUAUUUAUGGUUUAUACGACGUGUAGAAAUUGUGUUAUAUUAACAUAACUAUUUGAAGCAAUGGGAUUAAUAGAAUUUAGCAAAAUAAAAUAAAAGUCAUAUGUCAUACUUAUUUGGAUCGUAAAAUUUUACAGUUUGGCUGUCAGAAAUAGGUUUAAAAUACUCUUCAGUGAAACUCAAUAUUCAUCUGAAGUCUCAAUGAAUAAUCGGUUAAUUUUAAUGAAGACUUGGAAAUGGAUUUAUAACUGCGAAGGUUCUCACUAGAGAGAUAAUGUACACAUUUGACAUCCUACGAAUAGUUUCACAAUGACUCGUUCGGUGGCAUAUAUUUUCCAAAUCAGGUUACACGAAACAAUUCAUUAGUCUCUUACUUUGAAAGUAGUGAUCUGAGUACUUUAAUGAGGAAGAGGAAAAUUAUGUAGUUAACCUAGUCGACAAUCAGAAUAGGUCUCAAUACGGUCAUAUGAGAAUUAUAUAAGAUGAAGUAAAAUAUGAAUCAAGUAUGCUUACAACUGAGCUGUCCCUGAAUGAGAAUGAAUCAGUUGUUCAAUAGUACACCUUAACGUCUGAUGCUGUUAUUUAAUGAUGAAAAGUAUUGCAGGAUGUACGGUAGAACACUGACUGAGACUGAUGACGUUUUAUAAACUCUCACAGAUUUCACUGGUUACUUUCAUUAAAUUUAUGACUGAACAUAUUUAAUCAGUACAUAAUCUGUUAGGAUGUAAAUGGCAUAAAUUAAAAUUCUUCAAUGUAUUGUCGUAAACGUGUGGUGUGGCUAUAUGUCCCUGCCUAUUAUUGCCUAAAAAAUCCUUAUACAUAGGCUCAAACACCAAGCAAAUUAUUGUGAGAGAUAUCAACAAAUACAUUGUUUAGUGUAAUUUUAGUCGUUAACAAGUGAAUGAGAAAACCAGCGCUGUUUAAAUUCCAAUACAAACUUAGCUGAAUUGAUGUUUCCGAGUUAAUUAGUUAAUUGAAACAAAUCUGUAUUUAAUUAAGCAAACAUUUUAGCGUGAAAAACGAUUUUGACCCUUCGAUUUUAAUUAAAGUGAAUUGUUCUUUCUAAAUUACUUCUAAAUUCAUAACAUAAAGAAGUGAUUCCAAUAAAAUUCGUUCAAUGAAAAAUUACCGAAUUCAUUCAAAAAUGUAUGAAUACAAAAUAGACUACUUGUGAAUAAGCACAUGAA